Lathyrus oleraceus (garden pea) is the source of this 3280-nucleotide messenger RNA. RefSeq names its product probable LRR receptor-like serine/threonine-protein kinase At3g47570. The record is from RefSeq and is a predicted model, not a curated record. The coding region runs from base 138 to 3152 and encodes 1004 amino acids. Gene Ontology annotation, biological process: protein phosphorylation. The transcript has 2 exons. Gene Ontology annotation, molecular function: protein binding; protein kinase activity; ATP binding. NCBI's taxonomy places the organism in Eukaryota, Viridiplantae, Streptophyta, Magnoliopsida, Fabales, Fabaceae.
AUCUUGUGAAUGAUUUGCCGGGUCCAAAUUAUGACCCGUUCUUUUCCAAGUACUACAAAAACUAAAGUCAGCAUUAAUCAUAAUGCACGAAAGAUUAAAGUGUGAAGCUGCAUUAUUACUUUACCUCCACAGUCAGAAUGAUCCAUAUACAACAUAUUUUGUUUCUAUGUUUCCUGCUUCAUAAUUUUCAUGUCAUCAUUUGCAACAACAAAAACACAGACAGAGAUAUCCUUCUAUCUUUCAAAUUUCAAUUAACUGACCCAAACAAUGUUCUGUCAAAUUGGACAGCAGAUUCAAAUCAUUGUAACUGGUAUGGUGUCAACUGUUCUAAAGUUGGUGAAAGAGUUCAAUCUCUCACCUUAUCAGGACUUGGUCUCUCUGGUAAACUACCUUCUAAUCUCUCCAACCUCACUUACCUUCAUUCACUUGACCUGUCUAAGAACAAUUUUCAUGGCCAAAUUCCUACCCAAUUUGGUCAGUUCACACUCCUCAAUGUCAUUCAAUUAGCUUUCAACAAUCUCUCAGGUUCACUUCCACCACAAUUGGGUCGACUGCAUAAUCUAGUAAGUUUAGACUUUUCUGUCAACAAUCUCACAGGUGAAAUCCCUUCAACUUUUGGCAAUCUCUUUUCUCUUAAGAAUCUUUCUCUGGCAAGGAACAAGCUUGUUGGUGAGAUUCCAAUUGAAUUGGGCAAUCUCCAUAAUCUUUCAAGACUUCAACUUUCAGAAAAUAAUAUCACUGGCAGGUUUCCUACUUCGAUUUUCUUCAACCUCUCUUCCUUAGUUUUCUUAUCCCUCACAAAGAACAAUCUAUCAGGCGAGUUGCCACAAAAUUUUGGCCACGCCUUUCCAAAUUUAACCACACUUGCUCUCGCAACCAAUAGGUUUGAAGGGGUGAUUCCAAAUUCUAUAUCCAAUUCAUCCAAUCUUCAAAUUAUUGAUCUUGCUAACAAUAGAUUUCAUGGGCCAAUACCUCUUUUCAACAACCUAAAGAACCUCACUCAUUUGACACUUGGUAAUAACUAUCUCACUUCCACAACAUCAUUGAAUUUAAAGUUCUUUGAUUCACUUAGAAACUCCUCUCAGUUGCAAAUUCUUAUGGUCAACGAUAACAACUUGACCGGUGAACUUCCAAAUUCUGUUGCCUAUCUCUCAGGCAAUCUACAACAGUUCUGUGUUUCUAAUAAUCAGCUAAAUGGAAGCAUUCCUAAAGGAAUGAACAAGUUUCAAAAUCUCAUAUCCUUCUCUUUUGAACAGAAUUAUUUCACCGGCGAGUUACCAAUAGAAUUAGGAUCACUCAAGAAAUUGGAGCAGCUAUUGAUAUACCAAAACAGAUUGUCAGGUGAAAUUCCAGAUAUAUUUGGCAAUUUUACAAAUCUGUAUAUUCUUGCAUUAGGAAACAACCAAUUCUCAGGUAGAAUUCACGCAAGCAUUGGACAAUGCAAAAGAUUGAGUCUUCUUGACUUGGAAAUGAAUAAGCUUGUUGGUGUCAUACCAGUGGAGAUUUUUCAACUCUCUGGAUUGACAACUUUGUACUUACACGGAAACUCUUUGAAUGGUUCGCUUCCUCUUGAAUUCAAGAUGGAGCAGCUAGAGACCAUGAUUGUUUCAGACAACAAGCUGUCGGGGAACAUUCCUAAAAUCGAAGUAAACGGCUUGAAGAAACUUAAGAUGGCAAGAAAUAAAUUUAGUGGCUCAAUUCCAAAUAGUCUAGGAGAUUUAGCAUCCCUUGUGGUCUUGGAUUUAUCAUCAAACAAUCUCACUGGUCCAAUUCCUGAGAGUUUAGAAAAGCUUGAGUAUAUGGUUAGGUUAAAUUUGUCUUUCAACAAAUUGGAAGGAGAGGUUCCUAUGAAAGGUAUUUUUAUGAACCUAAGCCAGGUUGAUCUCCAAGGUAACAACAGAUUAUGUGGCGUUAACAAUCAAGUUAUGCACAAGUUGGGAGUCACUUUGUGUGUUGCAGGUAAAAAAAACAAGAAAAACAUUUUACUCCCUAUCAUACUAGGGAUUAUAGGUGCGAUUGUUUUGUUCGCUUCAAUGCUCUAUCUGUUGUGGCUGCUAAUUUCCUUAAAGAAGAAACAUGAGGAGGAGAAAAGAAGUUUGUCACCAACUCCUCUGAAGGGUUUGCCUCAAAAUAUAUCCUAUGGUGAUAUUAGGCUUGCUACAAACAAUUUUUCUUCUACAAACUUGGUUGGAAAAGGAGGCUUUGGUUCUGUUUACAAGGGUGUGUUCAACAGUAGCACUUACGAAAGUCAAACCACCAUACUUGCUGUUAAAGUUCUUGACCUGCAACAAAGAAAAGCCUCUCAGAGUUUUAGUGCAGAAUGCGAAGCUUUGAAAAACAUUAGGCAUCGGAAUCUUGUCAAGGUGAUCACUUCUUGCUCUAGCACUGACUACAAGGGGGGUGAUUUUAAGGCACUGGUUAUGCAAUUCAUGCCUAAUGGUAAUUUAGAGACGAAUUUAUACCCAGAAGAUCUCGAGUCAGGAUCUUUACUAACCUUGUUGCAAAGGUUGAAUAUUGCUAUUCAUGUGGCAUCUGCCAUGGACUACUUGCACCAUGAUUGUGAUCCACCAAUAGUCCACUGUGAUCUUAAACCUGCCAAUGUCCUGCUAGAUGAAGAUAUGGUUGCACAUGUAGCAGAUUUUGGAUUGGCAAGGUUUCUCUCUCAAAAUCCAUCAGAGAAACAUAGCACCACGCUGGAAUUGAAGGGGUCAAUUGGCUAUAUCGCCCCAGAAUAUGGUCUAGGAGGCAAGGCUUCAACUAGUGGUGAUGUGUACAGUUUUGGGAUCCUACUGCUAGAGAUGUUCAUAGCGAAAAAACCAACAGAUGAAAUGUUCAAAGAAGGAUUAAACAUGAACAAUUUUGUAUCAGAGAUGGGUGAGAAGCAAUUACUGAAUAUUGUUGAUCAAAGGCUUAUUAACCAUUAUGAAUAUUCAACACAAAAUUUCAGCAGUGAUAGUCAUAGUGGUGGAUCAGGCGACAUCAGCUAUAGUGAUGGUAGUAACACAUACUGGACUCACAAAGCUGAGGAGUGCAUAGCUUCUGCAAUGAAAAUCGGCUUGUCAUGUGUAGCACAUCAUCCCAAAGAUAGGUGGACCAUGAGAGAAGCCUUAUCAAAAUUACAAGGAAUUAAGCAGUUUAUACUAGGCUUGUAAUGUUGGUGUCAUGCUUGUGGAUAAUCUGUAAAUAUCUGUCAUAAGUCUCAUGUUCUUCCAUAAAAGUACUUUAUAUAUGAAUAGGAAUCUAAAAAUAGUUAUGAAUUGUGAGUUCUAAAUUUCUAAUG